This is a messenger RNA of Quercus robur (English oak), 465 nucleotides long. RefSeq lists its product as uncharacterized. Lineage: Eukaryota; Viridiplantae; Streptophyta; Magnoliopsida; Fagales; Fagaceae. The record is from RefSeq and is a predicted model, not a curated record. The transcript has a single exon. Bases 1 to 465 code for a protein of 154 amino acids.
AUGGCUCGGCUCCCCGCCGAGGAUAGUGAGAGGGAGUCCAAAAGAUCUAAAAAGGGAAACUCAUUAAUAUUGGGGUUCUCGGACGAGGAUAAGGGGGGAACUAUCCAACCUCACGACGAUGCUCUAGUGGUUACGUUGAGGAUUGGAGGGUUUGACGUGAAAAUGGUACUAGUAGAUCCGGGCAGUGCAGUCGAAGUAAUGUACCCCGAUUUGUAUAAGGGGCUCAACUUAAGGCCUGAAGAUUUAACGGCUUAUGACUCUCUUCUUAUAAGUUUCGAGGGGAAGACUGUUGUACCAAAAGGGCAGAUCAGAUUACCCAUACAGACCGGAUUAGAGGUGGUGGAGGUAGAUUUUAUCGUGGUCGAUGCCUACUCACCCUACACGGUCAUAGUAGCCAGACCAUGGCUCCAUGCCCUGGAAGCCGUGUCUUCUACGUUUCACCAGAAGGUAAAAUACCCGUCCUGA